Molecule: messenger RNA, 2085 nt
Organism: Rosa chinensis
Lineage: Eukaryota; Viridiplantae; Streptophyta; Magnoliopsida; Rosales; Rosaceae
Exons: 2
Coding region: 460-1359 (299 amino acids)
Source: RefSeq, a predicted model, not a curated record
GAAAUCCUCCCUUGAUCUGCAAAAAUCCUGACCAUUGGUCUAUUUGUUUCACAUUAAUUCAGAAUCAUGACAGUAUCUACAGCUCAAAAUCUCACUCACACCACUCAAACCACCGUCUACCUUCCCAAUAUACUGUUAGAUGAGUUAAACUAUCCUAUCUGGUUGUUCAGGAUGGAAUCAUUCCUCCGGGGCCAAAACCUUUUUGGAUUUGUGGAUGGCUCUACUCCUUGUCCACCUCAGUUUGUUUCAUCCACGGAUGGCUCCACAACCACUACCUCAGCUGAUUACAUAGCAUGGAAGACACAGGAUCAGAGUAUAGUCAAUAUGAUUGGUCAAACUCUCAGUGCUGUUGCUAUGAAUUGUGCUGUGGGAAGCAAGUCUACUCAAGACUUAUAGCUGAGGUUGAAACUGAAAUUUGCUGAUGCUAAUAAGCAAAAUAUCUUGCAGUUGAAAUCUAAUAUGCAGAAUGUAAAGAAAGGCUCAGAUGACAUUGAGACAUACCUUGAUAAGAUAAAGGCAGCUAAAGAUGCACUUGAAACUGUUGGUGUAGUUAUUGAUGAUGAAGAUAUUGUAGUAACUGUGCUUAAUGGUCUCCCAUCAGAGUUUGCAGCUAUUAAAACUGUUAUAAGAGCUCAAUUCACCUGUGCUCCUUUGAGUCAACUUAAGACUCUCCUUAAAGCUGCUGAAAUGGACAUAAGCAAUGAAGUUCUUGGCAUUCAGAGUCUACUCACUGCUAUGCUUGCAAACUGCAAUCUAGCUGCCCUCAACGCUCAAACUCAAGUUGCUUCCACAGCUGCUGCUCAAUCAUCAUGCAACAGUUCCACAAUUUCUGCCUCUAGUCAACCUAUACAGCUUCCAGUCAUAACUUCAAUCAUGCAAGCUCAGACUCAAGUACCUUUGCAGAAUCCAACUGUGCAACCUUCUGUGUCUAAUGCUGCUUCUACAAGUUACACCACUCAGAGUUUCCAUUCCCCUGCUCCUACUAUUCCACCUGGUUUUUCCUCUCCAAACAUGCCUGCCUAUCCAUUAUCCACACAGACUACUUAUGUUUCUAUUCCUGCCAUGCCAUAUGGGUUCACAUCCAUCCCUUCAUUUCCAAUGUUCAGUCCACCUACUGCAUUUGCUAGUUUUUAUGCUGGUCGAGGUAAUGGCAGACCUAACAACAAUGGUGGCAGAGGCAAUGGUAACAACUUUGGUGGAAGGGCAAUUUCACAAAUGGCGGCUUUAACCAGAAUGGUGGAUUCAGGAACAAUGUUACUGCUAGCAAUUCUAUCACCUGUCAAUGGUGCAAUAAAGUUGGCCAUAGUGCCAAAACAUGCAGGUCUCUUCCAAAUAUCCAUCAAGGAAACAAUGUGGUGAAUCAAGGAGGAUGUCAAUACUGUGGUAAACCUGGUCAUACUGCAGAUAAAUGCUAUUUCAUCAUUGGAUUUCCUGGACAACAAAAUGAUCCUGACAAUGAAAAUGCCACUGCCACUACAAUGCUUGCUGCAACCAACCUUGCACCACAGUAUUGGCUUGCUGACACAGGAGCAACAAAUCACAUGACCAAUAAUUUGUAGCUCCUGAACAACAUCACUCCUUAUCUAGUUAAUGAUGGUGUGCAGAUUGGUAAUCGACAAGGUGCAGGGCAAAAUUUUGUAUCAGGGACUGAGUAAGCAAGGGUUAUAUCCUAUACCAUUUGAUCUGCCUUUAAUCAUUACACCUACAGUAUCAUCUACACAAUCAGUUCCCAGUAAUUCUCAUCUACAGAAUAAGGUUCCAACUGAUCCUUAUCACUCAGCUUAUCUUGGCCAGAAAGUCAAAAAUUCACUAUGGCAUCAGAGGUUUGGUCACCCCACCAAUGAUGUGAUCAAGAUCAUGCUUGAGAAGAAUAACAUAGCACAUUCUGUUGAUAGUAAUAGUGUAAUCUGUGAACCAUGUUUGUUAGGUAAGUUUCACAAAUUUCCAUUCCUUAGUUCACAUUCUAGAAGCAGUAUACCUUUUGAGCUUGUACAUUCAGAUGUUUGGGGUCCUGCUCCACAUCUCUCUCUAGAUGGAUACAGAUAUUUUGUUUUGUUCAUUGAUGACUGUACAAGAUUCACUUGG